Ordospora pajunii is the source of this 1515-nucleotide messenger RNA. Its product is annotated as sec1 protein. Gene Ontology annotation, biological process: intracellular protein transport; vesicle-mediated transport. The transcript has a single exon. The record is from RefSeq and is a predicted model, not a curated record. Lineage: Eukaryota; Fungi; Microsporidia; Ordosporidae. Bases 1 to 1515 code for a protein of 504 amino acids.
AUGAGUCAUGAAUGUGAAACACCUAAUAAAUCUGGAUGCGCAUUUAUCGGAAACAUGGACACUCUGCUUAAGGAGAAGAUAGAUGGUAUUCUGCAGAUGGGAGAAGGAGUCAAAGCGCUUUUGUUUGACGAGGAAACAAAGGGAAUGAUGAGCAAUAUAAUACCUCAUUCCAGGUUUCUUGAAAAUGACUACUUUUUGUUUGACAGCAUAAUGAACAGGAAAAGAGAAAGGAUUCAGGGAAUAACAUGCAUGGCAGUGAUACGCCCAGAAAGCAUCAAAUGGCUUGUUGAGGAGGUUUCUGACCCAUACUAUGAACGGUAUAUAGUGCUGUUUACGAAUCAAAUCGACUCUUUGAUGCUUGAAGUGCUGGCUACAAGCGACAUCCACUGUGUUGUUAGUGAGGUACAUGAGAUAUACAUCGACUUUUUCCGGCAGGACGAGUUUCUGUACACGCUGUUUAGGCGCGGGUCGGAAUCAUAUGAGGGCAGACAGUGCAGAAGAAGAGCUGUUGAUGGACUGUUUGCAUUUGUAAUGAAUAUGAAGAAAAUUCCAACAGUGUUGGUGCAGAAUGGAUGCAGAGGCCUUUUUGAGGAUGCAGAGCAGCUCACUGAAAAGCUGUCUGGAUAUAACUACGAGCAUGGAGGAACAGUGAUUAUACUAGACCGAGGAUUCGAUAUGUACACUCCGCUAGUGUAUGAGUGGAGAUACCAGUCGUUGCUGCAUGACCAUGUGAAGUAUGAAGAUGGGGUCGCGAAGGUUGGAAAGAAGGCAUACCUGGUGGCCGAGGAUGACUUUUUCAACGAGUGCAAGUUUAAGGACAUAAACGAGGUGUCUGAGAUGAUAAAGGGGCUUGUUAAGAGGGCGGAGGUCAAGAAGCGAAGGCUCCAGAGUCUGAUAUUUGAUGAUCUUGAAGAAAAUACAAGGAUAUCACGGCAGAUAGAAGCACAUCUUGCAUUGCAUGCAUACAUAUUGAAAGCAAGCCUGAGAUUGAAAGAGCCUAGCGAGAUGGAGAUGGAUAUUCUGAGGGGAAAAGCCAUAGAUAAGAAUGAAAUAGCCAACUAUCUUUUGAGAACAGAUGUUUCUAGUGUUGAAAGAAGCAAGCUUCUUGCCAUUUAUGCACUCAAGAAUGGAAAGGACUUGCAGAAAGAGGCAAAGAAUUAUCCGGAUCUUGUAGAUGGAAUAGAAUGCUUUUUGAAGAAAUACCCGCCAAGCAUGCAAGCAUUUAUGCCAUAUAGCUACCGUUUCGACGAUGAUGUUGAUGCGAAGCUUGGAUACCAGCCUGCUGUUAAAAGACUUGUUCGCCAUUGGUGGGCAGACAGGCUUAAUGAUAGAUAUCUUUCUGUUGUAAGGAGUACAGAAAAUCCAAAGGACUUUAUCGUAGUGUACGUCCGGAACGGAGUCACAUAUUCUGAGUACAGAGCACUAUACGAAUUCUACAAAUCCAAGGUCUCAGACCAUUCAAAAGUAUAUGUUAUUGGAGACUUUAUGGUAUCUUACAAAGACAUGUUUAUUUAA